AAGGGAGGGACCUGGAGGACUCAGGGUAGGAUUGUAGAGCUCAGGGACAGGGAGUGGAGGGCGCCGCGGUGAGACCGCUGUUGUGUAGUUGUUAGACUGGGCGGGGCUGGGACGCAGGCGGGACCCGUGGGGACGCGAGCCCGGGCGCCAAAUGCCCAGACAGAGGCGACCGCGGGCUCGGCUUGGCCACGACCUCUCGGCACCCUUAGGCCUGUGCACCCUGGCUGUCUGCCCUUGGUCCCCAACCCACCAUGCCCUCACCCGCGCCUCCCACCGAGCUGCUGCCGUGGGAGCGCGCGGUGGUGCUGCUGUCGUGUGCGCUGUCAGCUCUGGGCUCGGGCCUCCUGGUGGCCACGCACGCCCUGUGGCCUGACCUGCGUAGCCGGGCGCGGCGCCUGCUACUCUUCCUGUCGCUAGCGGACCUGCUCUCGGCUGCCUCGUACUUCUACGGAGUGCUGCAGGACUUUGCGGGCACUUCGUGGGAUUGCGUCCUUCAGGGCGCUCUCUCUACUUUCGCCAACACCAGCUCCUUCUUCUGGACGGUGGCCAUCGCCCUCUACCUAUACCUCAGCAUCGUCCGAACUACGCGCGGGCCCUCCACGGACCACCUAAUCUGGGCUUUUCACCUCAUCAGCUGGGGUGUCCCGUUGGCCAUCACAGUGGCAGCCGUCUCUCUAAAGAAGAUAGGCUAUGAUGCCUCGGAUGUGUCUGUGGGCUGGUGCUGGAUCAACCUGGAGGCUGAGGACCGUGUCCUGUGGAUGCUACUGACCGGGAAGCUGUGGGAGAUGCUGGCUUAUAUCUUGCUACCUCUGCUGUACCUUUUGGUCAGAAAGCACAUCAACAGGGCGCACCAGGCGCUCUCGGAGUACCGGCCCAUCUGCGAGGGGCGCCAGCUGCAGCGAGGCUCCUCCACUUCCACGGCAGAUAAGAAGUUGGUCCUCAUUCCGCUCAUAUUCAUCUGCCUCCGCGUCUGGAGCACCGUGCGCUUUGUCCUGACGCUCUGUGGUUCCCCGGCUGUACAGACACCCGUGCUGGUUGUUCUGCAUGGCAUUGGAAACACCUUCCAGGGAGGGGCCAACUGCAUCAUGUUCGUCCUCUGUACCCGGGCAGUCCGCACAAGGCUCUUUUCUCUUUGCUGCUGCUGUCCUCGGCCCUCCACCCAGAGCCCUCCGGGGGCUCCUACGCCCCCCAAGAUAGGAGAAUCUCAGGAAUCCAGACGGACCCCAGAAGUGCCCAGCACUUGAGCGGUUGGCUUUCCUCCCUGUCCGUACUGGCGCUGCCUUCCUGGUUCCUGCUUCAGGAUUAGGAGACCAAGCAUGCUGUCAGCCUGGCCUAAAGUGAAGAUCGGAGCCCAGUGGAGGGACAGCCAUCAGUAUGGACUCUUCUACCUCCCAGACUUGCAGGCAGGCAGUGUGUUCCUUGCACACUCAUGUCCUGGUUCAGUGGGGUUUGUUUGUGUAAGCACAAAGACCGUGAGACUCAGCUAUGCGGGAUACCGCCAGGGCAUUGGUUCUCAGUGUCCCCGGCCACCAACGUUGUUUACAGUUGGAGGGAUCCGUACCUGUGGACCCAUCCCAGGCUUGACUGAAUAAUAAUGAACACCAUCUUGGAUCCCAGACAUCGCAGUAUGGAGUCCGGGCUUGCCAGGGCGUUGAGAAUCCCUAGAGACCCUGGGGGUAAUUAGCAGUGCUGGUCAGCUGAGGGUAAUAUCCUUAAACUAGGUCCCAAGUCCACGGAAGUCACAGGAGACUGCCAUCAUUGAUGAAAACCACCCGGGCACACACUCAUGGGCAUCUCACGGAAUCUCUGCGUGGGUCAUCGCCCCUCAGUGUUUAUUACAUCUGAAUUUCAGCACAGGCCAGAGUCCAGAGUCCUGUCCAUUAGUCAAUCACUUAACAUCCUCGUUCCCUCCAGGUACCAGGACAGAAGGCAGCUCAGCUCCAGCCCCUAUGGACAAUUACCAGUUCACCUACUGUUCUCACAGAGCCCUCUCCUCACGGUGACUCAUACAGGGGGAGGGGGUCUGGCUCUGCACUUUGCUUAGGAAAGGUGACCAGUGAAUGGAUCUGAUUCCACCCUGAAGGUGAAUGUUUGAAGAGUCAGCCUCGGGCUGGCCUGUAGCUCCGUGUAGUUUCCAGGUUGGUCCUAGCACCCCAAAUACUUAAAAGGCCUUUGUGUUUUGUAGUUAUCUGGGGGAUAUAGAAAUAGGAUUCUGAGAUGAUUACAUUUUAUUUUGUUUUUUUGAGACAGGGUCUCAUGUGGACAUGCUGGCCUGGAACUUGUUAUGUAGAUCAGGCUGGCCUCCAACUCACAGAGAUCCACCUGCCUCUGCCUCCUGAUAGUUACAUUUUUAAAAAAAUGUUGUGUUGUGUUGUGCCUGUUAGGCAGGUGCUCCGCCACUGAGUUCAAUCCCAUGCCCCUCCCCACUCCCUUUUUUUUGAGACAUAAUCUUACUAAGUUGCCUAGACUGGCCUUCAACUCUCAGUCGACCAGGCUGGUCUUGAACUUAAGAUUUUCCUACCUCAACUUCCCAGGAAGCUAGAAUUGUCGCCUUUGGCUAGCAAGCCUGGCCAGAGCGGGGCUUAACUGAGAUCUGCUCAGUGGCUCUUCCACCCACACAUCCCUCAUUUCAGAAAGCAGUGUGUGCCGACGUGCAGGCUCUCGGUGUGGGAAGUGUGCCCGCCACCUUGCAGUCAAGGUGAGGUAGCGCCCUUGGAUUCUGUCAAUACCCUCACAAAACCGAGAGGAUGCUCAGAGCCUGGCUCAAGAUGGAAGCAGAGUCACACGGGGCAUCAGCGCCCAUCUCUAUCAGGAAAGGAAUAGUCGCGCAGAGGGCUGUGUCUGUAUGCUCCUCUUCUGGCUUCCUAAAGCAUUUCUUUAGGAAACUCUACAAGAGGUGGGUUCCCUUUUGGGAGUCUAAGAAAGCUCCUUGGCUUGGUACUCUGUCUGCUUACAAAACCAGUCUGUGUAGGGUGUCCUGAGAUCCUGUGAAGAUAUUACAGCCAAUGUGUGCACUGUCAGCGUGUAGCGCAGCGGUAAUGGAUCUCCUGGCUUCUAAAAUGGAACAGAAAUUCUAGGAAUUUGUCUCCUGGAGGGGAGAAAAUAAACCACCAAAUACUACGGAGGAAAUGAUGUUGGAUAAACCCAGCUGGACAGAGCAGUGUGAAACCCUGGCUGUUUGGGGCUUUGUUCAAGGAAAGGCAGGCAGGGGGCAUCCGAAAGCCCUGCUCCUGGAGCCUGGGGCUUACCCAAGUUUUCUCUGAUGCCACUGGCCAGGAUUGCUGUCCGUAAAACCCCCUACAAAGUCUACACUUGGCUCUUUCCAUCUGUUUCCCAUGCUGCCCUGUCACCGAAGGUGGCUGGUGGUGACCCGAGGCCCGGUGCCUGACCUCUAGCCCUACGUGCUCACAGACAUCAACCUUAGCUCAGCCGGUGGCCAAGUGGGUCUUCUAGGCAGCCAGGGUUCAGAGCUGAAGAGGAAUAGAAGAAUCCUUGGGGCCAGGAGGGGCCUUAGCACCGGUGAGGACCAGCUCCCCUUUGCUUUGCUCAGCCUCGUGGGUUCCUAUCUCUACUAGGAAGUGUCAUUAAUAUCUGUCUGUCCGUGUUCCUCUGUCACCCAAAUGUGACCUCAGCCUUAAUGGGUGCUACAGCCCCCACACCCUUCUUAAGCACUUUAUGAAUUUUUUUUUUCCGAGACAGGGUUUCUCUGUAUAGCCCUGGCUGUCCUGGAACUCACUCUGUAGACCAGGCUGGCCUCGAACUCAGAAAUCCGCCUGCCUCUGCCUCCUGAGUGCUGGGAUUAAAGACGUGUGUCACCACCGCCUGGUACACUUUGUGAAUCUUGUUCUGCAAAUCCGUUGCCAGCUGCUUCCUGCCUUUGACUUUCUGAGGCAGAGAGAGAGAGAGGGAGAGAGGGAGAGAGGGAGAGAGAGAGGGAGAGAAUGUGUGUGUGCGUGAGAUAUUAUGCUCUAGCAUUUAUCUCUCUUCAUUUUUUUUUUUUGUUUUGUUUUUUAAGUUUCGAAACAGGGUUCUCAGGCUGGAGAGAUGGCUCAGCGGCUAAGAGCACUGACUGCUCUUCCGAAGGUCCUGAGUUCAAAUUCCAGCAACCACAUGGUGGCUCACAACCAUUUGUAAUGAGAUCUGAUGCCCUCUUCUGGUGUGUCUGAGGACAGAUACAGUGUACUUAUAUAUAAUAAAUAAAUAAAUCGUUAAUUUUUUUUUUAAAAAAGAAUCAGGGUUCUCACUACUUGUCCAGGCAGGCCUUAAGCAGUUUUACUGUUUCUGGGAUUACAGGCCUAUGCCACCCCGAGCCGGCUUUUUAGUUUGUUCUCUCUGUCUCUCUGUCUCUCUGUCUCUCUCUCUCUCUCUCUCUCUCUCUCUCUCUCUCUCUCUCUCUCUCUCUUUCUCUCUCUAUGUGUGUCUCUUUCUCUCUCUGCCUCUCUGUCUGUCUGUCUCUCUCUCUGCUUCUCUCUCUGAAAAUAAAAAUAAAAACUAUUAUGUGUCCAAAGUACAAAUGAGACCAUAUGUGUUUGUUUGUAUGUGUACGGGUAUUUUGUGUGUACGCAGUUCCCUUAGAGGCCAGAGGGACUCUGAUCCCCUGAAUCUGGAGUCAUAGCUGUGAACUCUGGGCAAAGGGAACUAAGCCUGGGUCCUUUGCAGGAACAGCAACGCUCUUAUCUGUUGAGCUAGCUCUCCAGCCCUCUCUGCAAAUGUUUGUGUGAACUCACAGUUGUGGUAUAAUUAAACCUGGCAUGAGAUUUUU
Messenger RNA from Mus musculus (house mouse), 4762 nucleotides. RefSeq names its product G protein-coupled receptor 157 (gene Gpr157). Gene Ontology annotation, cellular component: ciliary membrane; membrane. Bases 252 to 1244 code for a protein of 330 amino acids. Gene Ontology annotation, biological process: cell surface receptor signaling pathway; signal transduction; G protein-coupled receptor signaling pathway. NCBI's taxonomy places the organism in Eukaryota, Metazoa, Chordata, Mammalia, Rodentia, Muridae. The record is from RefSeq and is marked validated. Gene Ontology annotation, molecular function: G protein-coupled receptor activity; transmembrane signaling receptor activity. The transcript has 4 exons.